Messenger RNA from Geodia barretti, 328 nucleotides. The record is from the annotation of a GenBank genome assembly. NCBI's taxonomy places the organism in Eukaryota, Metazoa, Porifera, Demospongiae, Tetractinellida, Geodiidae.
GGAAGGGAAGGAGGUAGGGAGGAGAGAGAAAGAAGAGUAAAAGGCAAAGAUACUAUAAAAACUAUAGGUCUAUAUACAUGCACUUGAGUUUAGGGUGGCAAGAAAAGCAAAAGCAUUCAUGUGUGUAUUAUGAACAGUGCUUCAAACUAUGGUUGGGGAGAGGAGAGGAGAGAGGGAGGAAGGGAGGGAGGGGAGAGGAGAGGGAGAGGAGAGAGGGCGGAAGUAUCCGACCUGCAGGCACUACAGGAGAACAAGACAAGUCGUGUUCUAAACUGAUGUGCUAAUUAUGUACUCCCAUAAGCUACAAAUUACAGGCCAUUAUGUACAC